AUGCUUGCCUGGCACCGCCCAAUUCACAAGCGCAUUGCCCGUGCAGACCUGCAAGAGGCUGAUAGCCUUUGCUACAUCCAUCUUGCCAUUCGAGGAGGUGCGAUGAGCCUUACUCGGACGCCGCUAGUCAAACUUCGAAUGCACGCGCAGGGGCUGCAGUUAGAAGUGGCGAUCAGUAGCCUACUGACCUAUCCGGAAAGCAAGGAGGCGCUCACGGCGGGGUCCGAACGGCGCAACCAUAGCAGCGCUGGUGGUCGUAGCUUCUGGACUCUGGACGCUUGGACUGGAUGCCGUCUUCGACUGACCUUAGCCAUCCAAGACCGCAUGAUACGUGACAAGCAUUGGGUGCGCGAUCGUCUUCGUCGCGAGAAGGCAUUUUCGGCACAGGUUCCACCCACUGUUCAGGCUGAGCCCAAGUGGGUCCUGCGAAGAGGGACGUGGUACUACGAAGGCGGUCCAAAGCCGGAGAGGCUACCUGCAGAUGAGGCAAUGGACAACUUCGUGAAGGCAGAGGAAGCUAGAGGGUCAGGAAUCAAUGUGUGCAGAAGUCAUGUCCAGAGCAAUACGGUGCUUCACCUGAUCGAAGUCUGCGCCAUGGUGAGGGUCAGCUUCUGCCCUCCCUUGCGGACCCAGGAGGAGCCCUGCAGCGAGUCUAGGUGGUCCAAACAAGUUCGAGAGCUUCAGGCGAUGCAGCGGAAGGAAAGGCGCGAAGCCUUGGCUGUCCUUACUCAUGGCCAGCAGGAAGCGCUACAUGGUUAUCUGCUUCAGCUGCGAAGUGACAAGUUUGCGGGCCACGAGGCUCCAAGAAGUCGCCAGCCGCGGCCACCAACCCCGCCUGCAAACCUUAUCGGAGUUGGACGAGCAGGCCGCCCUCCGAAGCACAGAGUGAUCACGAUGGACGCUCAGGUCCCAGGCCCCGUGUGCGAACAGCCGGAGCCUCUUGUAGUCCAGGAGAGCAACACCCACCAGGGCUCCGUUCAGCCCGCCAUCAGCCGGCAAUGCCUGCAGCUAGCCCAAGCAGAAGGCUGUGUGGAUGCGAUUCGGAGGCACAUGCAGUCAAAGGUGCGGAAAGCCUUGCCACGUUGCCGCUAUCCAGCAAAUCUCGCGUCAAGAUACAGGCAUGACUACGUGGACUACUGCCUCAGCGAGGAGCAAUUGGCAAUCUGCCGCAGCGGUGGGCUUCCUGCCGACUGGCACCUGAGGGCUGGAUGGAGCAUUGCCUAA
This is a messenger RNA of Symbiodinium necroappetens, 1224 nucleotides long. The record is from the annotation of a GenBank genome assembly. NCBI's taxonomy places the organism in Eukaryota, Dinophyceae, Suessiales, Symbiodiniaceae.